AUGUCCUCCAACGGCCAAGAGUCAAUGCAGAAUCCCGACGGGAUAGACAACAAGCUCAGCGAAGAAAACCUGAAGAGAGUGCCAGACGAGAGCGGCCGCGGCGCUGAGCGAUUCGCCGAGUUGUCCUCGGAGGAUUCACCAUACUUUGCUCGUGCAGCAAUGGAGAAUCGUUCAGAGCACUUGAACCAGCUGAAAAGUCAAUUGGACGCAACGGACGAGCUUCUGAGGAAGUGA
Messenger RNA from Aspergillus nidulans FGSC A4, 234 nucleotides. RefSeq lists its product as uncharacterized. The record is from RefSeq and is a predicted model, not a curated record. NCBI's taxonomy places the organism in Eukaryota, Fungi, Ascomycota, Eurotiomycetes, Eurotiales, Aspergillaceae. The transcript is spliced from 2 exons. The coding region runs from base 1 to 234 and encodes 77 amino acids.